Messenger RNA from Quercus robur (English oak), 3020 nucleotides. RefSeq names its product EIN3-binding F-box protein 1-like. Gene Ontology annotation, biological process: SCF-dependent proteasomal ubiquitin-dependent protein catabolic process. The record is from RefSeq and is a predicted model, not a curated record. NCBI's taxonomy places the organism in Eukaryota, Viridiplantae, Streptophyta, Magnoliopsida, Fagales, Fagaceae. Gene Ontology annotation, molecular function: protein binding. The coding region runs from base 315 to 2249 and encodes 644 amino acids. Gene Ontology annotation, cellular component: SCF ubiquitin ligase complex. The transcript is spliced from 2 exons.
GUGACACCUUUAUUUUUCCUUAUUCCUUUUCUUCUUUUUUUUUUUCUCUCUUUUCCCAAUAAAUAUUUUAUAUAUAAAACCCUUUUUGCCUUAACACCCAUAGCUACAUUUUUUACACGUACCUUGCUUGCAUUCUCAAAAACUCAAUCUUCUUCUUCAUCUUCUUUUUUGCCCUACUUGUUGGGGUUUCAGAUGCUCUUGAGCUUUGUUUUCCUGAUAAUAACAAUAACAACGACAACAGUUCUUUGUGGAGGGUUUUGUGCUUCUGAGGCAUUGUUUGGAUUUUGUUUCUUCUGGAUUAUUAGUCUUUGCUCAUGCCUACCCUUGUCAAUUACAGUGGUGAUGAUGAAUUCUAUUCUGGGGGUUCUUUUUACCCAAAUCCUAUGGAUUUGGGUUGCUUGUUCUCAAUUGUUUCCCAAGUGGAUGUGUACUGCCCCCCAAGCAAGCGGCCUCGAAUUAGUGCCCCAUUCAUCUUUGGAAGAAAUGAACUUGAGCAGGACAAGAAACCUUCCAUUGAAGUUCUUCCUGAUGAAUGCCUUUUUGAGAUCUUCAGACGCCUUGAUGGAGGCAAAGAGAAGAGCUCUUGUGCUUGUGUCUCCAAGCGUUGGCUUAUGCUUUUGAGUAGCAUCCGUAAGGCUGAAAUUUGCCAUGAGUUUCCGGUUUCUAAUGAUGUUGAUAUGGUCACUGGUGAUGAAGAUCAAGAUCUUGAAAGUGACGGAUACCUUUCAAGGUGUUUGGAAGGGAAGAAAGCUACGGACAUUAGGCUUGCUGCAAUUGCAGUUGGAACUAGUAGCCAUGGGGGACUAGGAAAGUUAUCAAUCCGUGGAAGCAACUCUCUUCGUGGAGUCACAAACCUUGGCCUCUCAUCUAUUGCCCAUGGUUGCCCUUCUCUUAAGGCUCUUACUUUGUGGAAUGUUCCUUAUAUUGGAGAUGAUGGACUAUCUGAGAUAGCUAAAGGAUGCAAUUUGUUGGAGAAGCUUGACCUUUGCCAGUGUCCCACAAUUUCCAACAAGGCUUUGAUUGCAAUUGCAGAGAAUUGCCCAAAUUUAACUUCUUUGAAUAUUGAAUCAUGCUCAAAGAUUGGGAACGGGGGCUUGGAAGCUAUUGGAAGGCUUUGCCCCAAGUUACACAGUGUCUCUAUCAAAGAUUGUCCCCUUAUUAGGGAUCAUGGAGUAUCAAAUCUUUUGUCUACAGCUUCUAUGUUGUCAAAGGUCAAGCUUCAGAGCGUGAACAUCACAGAUUUCUCCCUUGCCGUGAUUGGGCACUAUGGCAAAGCUAUUACAAAUCUAGUCCUUAGUGGUCUCCAAAAUGUGAGUGAGAAAGGCUUUUGGGUCAUGGGUAAUGCUCAGGGUCUCCAAAAACUGACGUCGUUGACAGUUACUUCUUGUCGUGGGAUAACAGAUGUGAGUCUUGAAGCCAUCGGGAAGGGAUGCAUCAACCUGAAGCAGAUGUGCCUUCGCAAGUGCUGCUUUGUAUCCAACAAUGGAAUGGUAGCUUUUGCCAAAGCCGCAGGAUCAUUGGAGUGCCUCCAAUUGGAAGAGUGUAACAGGGUCACCCUAUCGGGGAUUGUUGGUGCCCUCUCAAACUGUGGUACAAAGUUGAAGUCUCUUACCCUAGUGAAGUGUAUGGGAAUCAGGGAUAUGGCUUUGGGAUUUGCUAUGCCCUCUCCUUGCACGUCUCUUCGAUCCUUGUCCAUAAGAUACUGCCCUGGAUUUGGUACUGCUAGCCUGGCUAUGGUGGGUAAGUUGUGCCCUCAGAUUCAGCAUGUAGACUUGAGUGGACUUUGUGGGAUAACUGAUGCUGGGCUUCUCCCUCUUCUAGAGAGCUGCGAAGCAGGACUUGUGAAAGUGAAUCUCAGUGGCUGCUUUAAUAUCACAGAUGAUGUAAUUUUGGCCUUGGCUAGGCUACAUGGAGGAACCCUCGAGCUGCUCAACCUCGAGGGAUGCAGGAAGAUUACUGAUGCUAGCUUGGUGGCAAUCGCAGACAAUUGCUUGUUACUCAACGAUCUAGAUGUGUCAAAGUGUGCAAUCACCGACUCUGGUGUUGCAGUGCUUUCUUGUGCAGAGCAGCUCAGUCUGCAGGUCCUUUCAUUGUCAGGUUGCUCUAAAGUAUCAAACAAGAGCAUACCUUUCCUGGAAAAAUUGGGUAAGACGCUGGUGGGAUUAAAUGUCCAACACUGCAAUUCAAUCAGCAGUAGUACAGUUGAGCUGCUCCUAGACUCUUUGUGGAAAUGCGAUAUUCUCUCCUAAUCGGGGAUGGAACCUUACACUUUUGCUGGAUCAAGAGGCGGAUAUAGCGGUGUUGAAUCAGAUUAGGAAAUCCAAAACUCUAGUAUGACCUCAAAAUAUAGUAGAUGCAUAAAGCUCUUAAGUCAACUCACAUGGUUGGUAGUUUCAGCAUACCUUUUCGGCCCAUCCUCAGUGGGGGUGCCUAUGGCUCAGUGGCUUGGUUGUUUUCCGGGGGACUCUGGCAGAUCACUUAUCCAACCUUUUUUGCAGGCUUUCCCAAUAUAGGAAAGCUUGUUCAACUAUUUUGCUCCCCAUUAAUGGGAGGCUGCUUACUUUAUUGCCAUGGUUCCCUGAAAAUACAGUUACCAAGUCCUGGUUUGAGGUUCCCACUUGCUCCUGGUUUUGUUUGCUGGAUGUUCAUACCCCCCAGUGUUUUAGCUUGGUUACAGGUUUUCGAUAGUGUUAAGCUUUCUUUAUUUCCAGUCUCACAAAGUCUGUUGUCAGAUUCAGUCCUAGUUUUUAGUGUCUAAUAAGGUUCCUGAAGUUGUUUGGGAUCCUUGUUUUCUACAUUCACAAGUGUGGUUGCUUUGUGCAGUUCUAAGCGAUGGUUUCCUUGGAUAUAUUGGUUGUAGCAUGCAGUGGUGGUGGCAGAUACUUCAUCGUGUUUGCCAUGACAACCUUGUUGGUUGUUGUUGUUAUUGCUGUCUUUAGCUUUUGCAGGUUUCUCUUGUUUAUGGAUUGUACACUGCAACUACUUUGUUGUUUAGUAAUGAAAUGGGGUCUUUUUUGUUA